UUUUUCAAUUCAUAAUAAUAAUAAUCAGAAUAUCAGAUAAUAAAAUAAGUGUGAGAUUGAGAUUGAGAUUGGAUAGUUAUGGAAGAAGGCGAAAGAGAAGGGAAUGGAAAAGGCGCAAAGGUUAGGUUUUUGAUUGAAAAGGCAACAAAUUCCACCGCACCCGAUGUCGAUCACCGCCUCCUCAAAGCAAUCAAAACGGUGGUUCGUUACUCCGAUCUGGAGCUCCGACUUUCUUCUCAAACCUUAAUGGAUCUCAUGAAGCGUGAUCACUCCCAGGUUAGGUACCUUGCACUCCAAAUAAUUGACGAACUCUUCAUGCGUUCAAAGCUUUUUAGGACCCUCAUUGUUGAGAAUUUGGAACAAUUAAUGUCCUUGAGUGUUGGGUUUCGGCGAAAUUUGCCGCUUCCUGCCCCUCCGUCUGUUGCAUCCCUUUUGCGUACAAAGGCCAUUGAAUUUUUGGAGAAGUGGAAUGUUUCGUUUGGGGUUCAUUACAGACAGCUUAGAUUAGGUUAUGAUUAUCUGAAGAAUACACUAAAGCUUAAGUUUCCUAACAUACAAGCUAAUCUGGAGAGGAUUCGGCAAGAGAGAAAGGAGAGGGAGAUGAGGUCGAAAGAGAUUUUGUUGAACAAGUAUGAAUCUUUGAAAGAGAAAUUUUCUUCAAUAAAGGGAGAGAUACUGUCUACAAUGGACGAGAUUGAUGGGUGUUUAGACAUUUUGCAUUCAAAACAGGAACUUGAGUCAGAUGAUAUCUUAGACGAUGAAGAGCUUGAUGACUUUCGCUCUUUGGAGCUGCAGCAGCUUCGUCGUGAAGCAUUGAAUGAAGGGGAGAAAGUGUAUGAAAGCGGUGAUAACAAGGUAGUUUUUGAUGCAUUGAGGGAGCUAUACAAACUUCUGGUGACAAAGCACCUGGUUUCCAUUCAAGAAUGGGUUUCUGUUCUGGUAAGAGUUGAAGUAGCUGACAAUAGAUUCAGAGAUUCUACGUUGAAGGAGUUCAUUGAUAUCCAAAACCGUGUUAAAUCAGUUAAAAAAAGAUGUGAGGAGGCAGGUUGUUCUUUUCUAAACUCAUCAAAACUUGACGGGGAAGAAGAUUUUUGGGAGGAGGGUAAUGUUGUAUCCAUUGAAACCCCAUCUAGUGCGCCUGAUAAUAAAAACAAACAUCCCGACGUGGCAUCAACUUCCCAGAAUAUGAGUAGUGAUAAACUUGGUUCAUAUGCUAAAGAGUCUAAAAGCUCCAACACUGACAGCCUACUUCAUGGGGGUAAUCAAUCAGAGUCACACCCUCUGAGGAGUAAACUUUUGACCAAAGCUCCUGUGGUGAGAUGGGGUUCUCACUUGGAUACUUGGGGUUCAAACAGGGUUUUUAUGGCCAACCAGCGGGGAUUGGAUCUUGAAAGUCACUGGGGUAGGGUAGAUGAUGAUGCAGUUAUUCCAUCAGAUAUAAUUUCUGAAUUGAGUGUUCCGGCAAUGCCUUAUGAAGAAAAGCAAAUUGAGAUCCAACCAUGCCGUGCUCCUUUGAGAAAAGGGGGACUCUGUCGGAGAAAAGAUAUGAAAAUUUGUCCAUUUCAUGGACCUAUUAUUCCUCGAGAUGAUGAAGGGAAGCCGCUUGGUGCAAGUCCUUCAGAAGACAUGAAUGUUAAUAUAACAAAGACUGAUUUAGCAGAGAAGUUAGCAAAACAAGCAGUAAAGAAUGUUCGGGAAACAGACAAGGUGGCGGCCAAGAAGAGAGAAAUUGAUAAACAAGAAUUGAAACGAGCAAAACUUGCUAAAAUUCGGGAACACAAUGAUGCAGUUUUACGGGAUGCUGCAUUGGCUUCAACUUCAAGAUCAGCCGCUUUUGGAGAAGAUGAUGAGGUAACUAACAGAGACAAGAAAGCAAGUCUCGCAUCCAUGCUGAAAAAGAAAGUAACGUCAAAAGAUAGAAUAGCUCAGAAGCUUUUGAGUUCGCGGGCAAGGUAGCUAGCAUUUGUCAAUUGAGGAUGCUCACGGGCAAGGUAGCUAGCAUUUGUCAAUUGAGGAUGCUAAAUAUAGAGAUGUCUUCCCAAAUCAGUAAACUGGUAUGAUUUUGGUUGAGCUUGUCUGAUUGCUCGGAAGUCUUAACUAAACUUCAGAAUCAACUGUAUUUUGAGUAAAGUCUUGCCUAUGGAUCAUGAGACCAAUUAUUUGAACUGAGAGAGGGAGGGAAAUUGUUCAUCCAUUCAUUUAUUUUUCCUUGCAGUUAUUUUUUUUUAGGCAGAUUACUUAGGAUCAGUUAAGGACAGAGAAGUAGUAGUUUGGUCUGUUUAUGUGAUUUAUUUUAAAAAAUUUCCCCACAUCUUCUGUGAAAUUGUUUUGUAUACUAGGUGCCAGAGGAUUAAAAACUUGGCAAUUGAUGUUGUCAUGUGGAUGUUGCAAAUUUAUUUGUUGUCAAUAAUACCUGCUUUGCAGAUAGCAACAUGUCUUCAA
Medicago truncatula (barrel medic) is the source of this 2442-nucleotide messenger RNA. Its product is annotated as UV-stimulated scaffold protein A homolog. Gene Ontology annotation, biological process: transcription-coupled nucleotide-excision repair; response to UV. The record is from RefSeq and is a predicted model, not a curated record. Gene Ontology annotation, cellular component: chromosome. NCBI's taxonomy places the organism in Eukaryota, Viridiplantae, Streptophyta, Magnoliopsida, Fabales, Fabaceae. Bases 79 to 1956 code for a protein of 625 amino acids. Gene Ontology annotation, molecular function: RNA polymerase II complex binding. The transcript has 2 exons.